CGGAAGUAAACUAUGACCAAUAACUAUUUCCAAGUUAGCGUUUUUCUUGUUGUUAUUUAGACGUUUAUUAACACCAUGGAAUUCAAAAUAUGACACAUUUAACUGCUCAGCAUCACAUACUUACACCGUGUAGUCUUUAAUUUGCGUUGGAAACAGGACUUGGUUGAUAGAUAGUUUAUAGGUGACGCUAGCUAGCUGCUAACAAUGGCUAACUGUAUGGUUUUUCACACUCAAAUAGCCUCCGUUAUGGAGAUGCUAGCGAAUGCAGCCGUGGCAGAGAUCUGUAAACUCGUAGACGACGACUAUGCAGUGUUUCGUUUGGAAAUAAUUCAAAGCCAGAAAGAAAACAGGGCAUUGCGGAGGAAAUUACAGCUACAAGAACUGAAGGUGGCACGGGAGCGCGUCCUCGCCAGUCGUCCCAGUAGUGUCAAGCUUGUCAACCGAUACAGAGGAAUGGCAAGAGGUGAAGGAAAUCUCACCGGAGGCCACAGGAGCUUUGUGAAGCCAGUGGGACACAAUACAUGGAGAGAUGACCAACCAAUCACUGUUGAUGAGGGGAAUGGAACCUCAACCCAGCACGUUAUUGUGAUAGAGUCUGCAGAUACAGAGGCUGCAGGUCCUGGAGUCAAGCAGGAGAUGUCUGAAGGAGAGGAGGAUCCACAACACAGCACCAACAUCCAGACUGGAGCGCCCCAUGUAGUCACGAAGGACCCCAACACCACCCCAGUGCAGCCCAGGGACAUCAGUAGAACGCCAAACGCCAUCCUCAAGUCUGAGACAGAGACUUUAACGAGGCUGGGGAGACUGGGCUGUCCUACUCCCCGCUCAGAGUAUUUACUUUACGGUAACCCGAGCCAGAGGACAGUUCUGUCCCAUCGGGACUCAGGUGAUGCGUUACAGACUGGCAAUGAUCCGACCCGUUCAUACGCUACAGAGAUGAUACCUGGUGACGUGCCUGUGGGCUUAGAUACACCGACUAAUCCAAUAAGAGGGGACUGGAACCCGUACAGUAGUAGUGUAUACUCUGAAGGGUUCCUAGAUAAGAAAGGGGAGGGUCUGGUCGUAGAUGAGAUGACUGUGAAAGUGGAGGGUGACGCUCCUCUGAUAUGGAAUAAAGACGAGACUCACUUAGGAGGACAGUCUCAGGGCAACACUAGUGACUUCUUAGACUACAGGGAAAGCUUAGAGCCAAAUCAAAAUAUCGCAGCCCACUCCCCUUUACACACGCUCAGGGAUCGCGACCCAGUGUCCACAUCGAUGGCACCUUCCGAUUCACACGGCCACAUCCUUUCCGAUCAGGUAUUGAACUCAAACGACAAGAUUAGAGUCCAGGCUCGGGAAGUGGGAGCAACAUCCGGCGGUAGUAAAGAGAAACGGUUCUUCUGCAUGUUCUGUAACAAAGGCUUCAGCUGCCCCCAGAAGGUGGAGAUCCACCAGAGGGUCCACAUAGGGGUGAAACCUUUCAGCUGUAGCCAGUGUCAAAUGCGCUUCUCCCAGGCUUGGAAUCUGAAGAUCCACCAGAGGGUCCACACAGGGGAGAAACCUUACAGCUGUAGCCAGUGUCACAUGCGCUUUGCCCAGACUUGCAACCUGAAGAGGCACCAGAGGGUCCACACAGGGGAGAAACCGUACAGCUGCCCCCAGUGUGAGAAGAGGUUCUCCCAUCAGCACCAGCUGAAGAUGCACCUGAAGGUCCACACGGGAGAGAGGGCCCAGUGUUACCCCCAGACUAGCAGUAACGAGUCCUAACCUCAAUUUAAUUCCACGUGAUUAAUGGUAACUAGGCUACUCCAAAACUGCGCUCUGUAAAUGAAUGGCGCUGAUGGGCGUUAGAAGCCUGCAAACUUGCAACAGCAUCAAUUUGCUAAUAGCCUGAUACUCAGUGCUCUAGUUAACAUGAUAAAGUGUUGCAUUCUGAAAAUGCAGGUGUAUUGACCAUGGCAUUCAAUUUCAAGUUCCACAUUUUCGUUAUUUAAAUAGACUCACUGCUAAACUCAGCAACAAAGAAACAUCCCUUUUUCAAGACCCUGUCUUUCAAAGAUAAUUCGUAAAAAUCCGAAUAACUUCACAGAUCUUCAUUGUAAAGGGAUUAAACACUGUUUCCCAUGCUUGUUCAAUGAACCAUAAACAAUUAAUGAACAUGCAUCUAUGGAAUGGUCGUUAAGACACUAACAGCUUGCAGACAGUAGGCAAUUAAGGUCAGUUCUGACACUAAAGAGGCCUUUCUACAGACUUUGAAAAACACCAAAAGAAAGAUGCCCAGGGUCCCUGCUCAUCUGCGUGAACGUGCCUUAGGCAUUCUGCAAGGAGGCAUGAUGACUGCAGAUGUGGCCAGGGCAAUAAAUUGCCAUGUCUGUACUGUGAGACACCCAAGACAGUGUGACAGGGAUCAUCCUCGCAAUGGCAGACCACAUGUAACAACACAUGCACAGGAUCCGUCCAUCCCAACAUCACACCUGCAGGACAGGUACAGGAUGGCAACAACAAGUGCCCGAGUUACACCAGGAAAGCACAAUCCCUCCAUCAGGGCUCAAACUGUCCACAAUAGGCUGAGAGAGGCUGGACUGAGGGCUUGUAGGCCUGUUGUAAGGCAAGUCCUCACCAGAAACAACUUCGCCUAUGGGCACAAACCCACCGUCGUUGGACCAGAAAAGACUGGCAAAAAGUGCUCUUCACUGACGAGUCAUGCUUUUGUCUCACCAGGAGUGAUGGUCGGAUUUCCGUUUAUCGUUGAAGGGUUGAGCGUUACACCGAGGCCUGUACUCUGGAGCGGGAUCGAUUUUGGGGGGGGUCCGUCAUGGUCUGGAGCGGUGCGUCACAGCAUUAUCGGACUGAGCUUGUUGUCAUUGCAGGCAAUCUCAAUGCUGUGCGUUACAGAGAAGACAUCCUCCUCCCUCAUGUGGUACCCUUCCUGCAGGCUCAUCCUGACCUGACCCUCCAGCAUGACAAUGCCACCAGCCAUACUGCUCAUUCUGUGUGUGAUUUUCUGCAAGUCAGUCUUCUGCCAUGGCCAGCGAAGAGCCCGGAUCUCAAUCCCAUUGAGCACGUCUGGGACUUGUUGGAUCGGAGGGUGAAGGCUAGGGCCAUUCCCCCAAGAAAUGUCCGGGAACUUGCAGGUGCCUUGGUGGAAGAGUGGGGUAACAUUUCACAGCAAGAACUGGCAAAUCUGGUGCAGUCCAGUACAUAAUGCAGCUGGUGGCCACACUAGAUACUGACUGUUACUUUUGAUUUUGACCCUCCCUUUGUUAAGAGACACAUUAUUCCAUUUCUGUUCGUCACAUGUUUGUGGAACUUGUUCAGUUUGUCUCAGUUGUUGAAUCUUGUAAUGUUCAUACAAAUAUUUACAUAUGUUAAGUUUCCUGAAAAUAAAUGCAGUUGACAGUGAGAGAAUGUUUAUUUU
Molecule: messenger RNA, 3400 nt
Organism: Oncorhynchus masou masou (cherry salmon)
Lineage: Eukaryota; Metazoa; Chordata; Actinopteri; Salmoniformes; Salmonidae
Product: zinc finger protein 768-like
Exons: 3
Coding region: 205-1749 (514 amino acids)
Biological process (GO): regulation of transcription by RNA polymerase II
Cellular component (GO): nucleoplasm
Molecular function (GO): RNA polymerase II cis-regulatory region sequence-specific DNA binding; DNA-binding transcription repressor activity, RNA polymerase II-specific
Source: RefSeq, a predicted model, not a curated record